AUGGAGGAGGUUCGCAUAUCGGAUUGGCCCGAACCACCGGGCUCGCAUGCAUGGCUGCCCGCUUAUGGUUUCCAGCAUGAAUUAUUGGAUAAGGAUGACUAUUUUGGCUCCAAUGGUGACAGUGGCAGCACUCACGCUUUGUACCUCGAAACUAUAGUUGAGGAAACAAGCGAUGAUUUGCGUUCCGAACGUUCGUCUGCUGCAACUUGGCUCUCAGAUUCAGACGCAGAUUCUGUCAUACAUGUGCGAGGAGCUGGAGGAUCAGAGUGCGACAGCGAGUCGGAGCGGGAAUGGGCAUGCCCGGCUAAACGGCGCCGCAGGGAGCGAGCCACCUCGCCCACCAGCUCGGCUUCGCUCUCGCGCUCCUCCAGCCUCGCUCAGUUCGAGUCUCUCGAACGUUCCUGCGCCGCACCAGCCUCCCCUAGCCUGUCACCGGAUUCCCUCGAGUCGCCGCCGGCGUCGCCUCCACCAAAACGCCCCGCCCCUCGCACACAUUUGUCCGCGGAGAACCUCAGCGAAGACAGCGGUUACAGUGAGCGCGCGCGACGCCCGCCGCCACCUGCCAAGCGCGGUUCGACAGAAAUAGCACAGGGGCCGACCGCCGCCGGCUCCGCGCCUAACCUCGCCUCGCCCAGUGCCGGGCGGCGCCCGCCCCGUGCUGCGCGCGCUCUCUCGCUGCCCGCCGAGCUCGACGUGUGCGCCGAGCCACGCCGCCACACCGCACACCGCGCGCGCUUUCGCCAGACCUUCGAGGUGUCCGACAACCUGACCGUCAGCGUGGCGGACCUCACGGCUCUAGACUACCGCGGCGGCCCGAGGCGCCCGCGCCUCCCGCCGCCGCCGCCGCCUCCUCCGCGAGCCCCUCGCCAGCCACCUCCUCCGCCUCCUGUAGAAACUGUCGUGCGACAACCAUCUCCGCCCCUGCUCCGCGAACCGAGUGCAGAGAGCAAUUCAACGACCGAAUCGGAACAAGCUUUCGCCCGCGAAAUGGAAACGACAGCGCGGCGUCUCGACGAGAACGCUAUGAGGGCGCUCGCCGAAACUGGUGACUUCGAUAGAGGACUAUCUGUGUUAACCGCGAAACGGUUGCGAGACUCGUGGGGAGCGUGGGACGACGUGCUCGACGAACUCCGCCGACGGAUAGAACCUUCCUCCCCGACGCCAUCCCCACCGCGUUCCCCCUCCCCGGAUCCUAUCAGGGAGCCCGUAUUCGCGUCGACGCCGCUCCGAUCGUCGUGCGAUGCGCGCGUCCGAUCCACUCCCGAAUUACGCGCCCGUGCAACCCCUCAUCGCGAGACGCCGGAAGAGUUGCGCGCGUCCUUACAACUAGUGGCACCGACGCAGCCCGACGCCGCGCCGCCCGUGCGAUCCGUCUCCGCCGGCUCAAAAGGAGUAACGUUUUCACCGGUGGUGGCCGAGGUGAGCUGGCGGGAAACAAGUACGAGUAGCGCGACGAGCGAGAACACGACCACGAGCGCAAGCGACGACGCGGCAGACGCGGAGGUGGUGGUCGUGGAGGGGGGAGGCGAGGUGCCGCGCGCGCCGGCCGCAGAGCGCGCCAUCGACAUGACGGAUGCGGGCGCGCGCGCGCCGCGCAGCCGUAUCGCGGGCUUCCUGUCGCGGUUCGCGAACUUCCGUUUUUCGGGUCGCAAGGAGAAGAAGCCGAGGGGCGCAGGCGCGAACGGGCGGCCGGCCGGCGGAGUCGCGGCGACGGCAGAUGCGGGGCACGGAGCGCGCGCGGCGGCCGGGCCGCAGUACGUGCGCAUCCCGCUGAAGGAGGAGGGUGUGUCGCGGGCCGCGGGAGCCCCCGCGGCGGGCGGCGUGGCGCACAAGCCGCCGCGGCCGCGCCCGCCGCCCGCCCCCACGCCGGGCGUGCUGGAGACCGACGUGGACACCCAGCGCACCGUGCUGCAUGCGCGCUCGCUGCUCGCCCUCGCGCCGCCAGACCAGCGCUCGCCGCGCCCGCACAAGUCCAUGGAGUUCCUGCUCGACAAGGACAGUGCCCAGACAGUUCAGCCCCCCGAGAACGAGUUGCAGAAAAAUUCGGACCGUGUGCUCUCUGAGCACGAACUGCGAGUUCAGAGGUCACUUCAGAAGCUAAAUGUGCCCGAAUGGUACAAAAACGCGCCAGCACCCCGAGAGGGCUUCCUGCUGCGCAAGCGGCUCUCCGACGCGUCGUCAGCGGCGACGCGCUGGGGCGGGCUCAACUCGAAGACCACUUCGCUCGGCAGCCUCGGCGCCAACAACGUCCAACCGCCGCCACCCCAGCUCUCGCCGCACACCACCAGCUUCGGGAGAUGGUCGACUAGCCGCCUUAAUUCUAAUCAAACGUCCCCGUGUUCGUCAACCCGCAGUAGUAUCCGGGGCGGUAGUCCGCUGUGCUCGCCGUCGACCCGCUCUUCCUUCAGCGCACGCCAACCCUACCUCGGCUGGCGAAGUCAGGAGCGACUAAAUACAACGCCCAGGACGCCACAUGAGAGGCUAGCUUCAUCCCUACUUCAGCAGUCCACAGAAUCAGCCAAAGCAGCAGAAGAAAUCCAAUCGUCUAUCAAGGAAGUGACGUCCGCCAUUGUACACUACGUGUCUGGUCUAGAACCAGCCAAUGGCGACGUUGAUCGUCAACCGUCGCCCAGAUCGAGCCAGAAGCUGUAUUGGCUAGAGAGUUCAUUUGUAGGCACGAAACCUCUAGAUUCACCACAGACGCCACUAGUGGUCACGGAAUCGCUCCCGCCACCUCAUCCGAGGCCUCCAUCUUCCCUCCGCCUCGAGCACCGAGCCGCGCCCGACUGGCAAGAAUCCCAACGCCCAUUGAACUUUGAACCGACAAGGCCAUCGCCCGGUUCCACAACUUUGGAAGACGUACUGGAUUCCUUAUUGGGCUUACCUUCGCAACCUACGAGAUUAUCAACACCGCAGCCUAGUCCUAGGAAGAGUCCUUAUUAUUUUAUGGGAGGGAAGAGCCCCCGCUACGAACUGCUGGCUAGUAGUGGACAUAGCAGCGCAUCACCAGCGUCCCGGUACUUCUACACUCCUAGUGAGGAGCCAAGCUCCCUCACCGAUCCUAGCCCUGAUCACGAUCGACAAGGCAAGGAAACAGUUGAUAAUUCAACCAAAAUGCAAGAAUCAAAACGUCCGCGGUCAGCCCAAGGCGAUCACUCGCGACGGAAGAGUGAACCCUUCGCUCAACACAGCGCUUCCGUAGACCGCCGAACUAGUCUCGACGCCACAACUUUACGCUCCACAGAACCCCGUAUGACCCAUCAUGAUUCCCGUGCCUCCCUCCUCUCCUUGCAAACAGAAAACAGCACUGACGACGCAUUUGUCAAAUGCAAAUACCCUAAAUGCUCCUCACGUGCUCCAGUAGCGGAUGCCAAACGACAUUAUAAAUCAUGCCAUAAUUGUACAACCAUGUACUGUUCGAAAGAAUGUCGAAGAGCGCAUUGGGAAAAACACCGAAAGGUCUGCUUGCACUCACGAGCGAGCGCACUUUGUAGGCAAAUCAUAUCGGCAGCUAAAGAAGACGCAGAUUCCUUACACCAAAUCAGCACCAUCGCCCAUAAAGGAUAUUUGGCUCAAGGUCGGGGUGUAGUAAAAGUGUUCUUCACUAGUCCAGAAGCUGCAGAGAAGUUUACGACACACGGCUAUCAAUAUCUAAGUGAACCGGAAUAUGUGAAAUGGAUCUCAUUGCAACCAAAUGAAAUGGGUGUUGAGUUGUACACGGAGGUAGUGAAGCUUUGUAAAUCCUAUAACCCCGAAACAAGAGUAAUUCUUUAUGUUGCUGUGUGUAUUAUAAGUGAAGUUCCAACAAAAGGAGCUGUGAAAUGGGAACGACAGAUGGUAUCGAGGUGUGCGAAAUUACGUCUCAGUAAAACUGUAACCGCGACCAUACAAGAACAGAAUCGAAAACGCAAUCGAAGAGACAGCAGAGGAACACCAGACGACCGCGAAACGCUCAUACUGACGUCAAAACUAACCAACGCUGGCGAAAAGAAUGCUGCUACAGCACAUAAAUUUAGAGAAAUAUGCUUUAAAAACAUAGUCCGUGAAUUAGAAAACCGAGGAGUUGUGUUAAAAAAGCAUUUUCCGGAAGUUUAUUCGCGUCUAGGGGCGUAUGUUGAUGGAACAAGUGAUAGGUUCAUUCCAAUGACUAUCUAUCCUAGGGACGUGGCAAGUGGGAAAUCUUUCGUGUGUGUGAUUAUGCCAGACAGUGAAGUGGACAGUGGUACACCUGUCGAUGGUAAGGUUGUGACUGUGGAUGUUGGUUUGGACCGGUCUCGGCAUCAGUUAUCAACUCCAAUGUAA
Messenger RNA from Parnassius mnemosyne (clouded apollo), 4302 nucleotides. NCBI's taxonomy places the organism in Eukaryota, Metazoa, Arthropoda, Insecta, Lepidoptera, Papilionidae. The record is from the annotation of a GenBank genome assembly.